Molecule: messenger RNA, 998 nt
Organism: Prorocentrum cordatum
Lineage: Eukaryota; Dinophyceae; Prorocentrales; Prorocentraceae
Source: the annotation of a GenBank genome assembly
GCCUUCUCUGCCUCGCCGCUGUCGGCCAGGUACGCCCUGCGCCUCGAGGAGCUGCCUGUCGACCCCCCCCGCGCGGGCGCGCGCGCGGAGCUCCUGCUGGCGGACCCCGGCCGCGUCGCCCCGGUGCUCGACUCCGUGGAAGGCCUCCGCUGGCUACAGUCCACCUGGGCCGGCGUCAACGCGCUGGCGGCCUCGCGGCGACGGGACUUCACGUGCACGCGGCUCGCGGGCUGCUUCGGGGGGCAGAUGGCCGAGUACGUGCUCGGGGCGGUCUUCCUGGAGGACUGGCAGAGGCUCGGCGCCUUCCAGGCGAAGGCGGAGUGGGCACCCGGCCCCUUCAAGAAGCGGCCGCGCCUGUCCUCCCUGACCAUGGGGCUGCUCGGCGCGGGAGACAUCUCGGCCGUGAUCGCCAGACGCGCCGGAGCCUUCGGCAUGCGCACGGUCGCGCUGGCGACCUCUGGCGGGCCUCGCGACGGUUUCGACGAGGUGUGCACCGACCUCCCGCACGUGCUGCGCACCUCCGACGUGGUGGUCGGGGUGCUGCCGUCGACUCCGCAGACGAGGAGGGCCUCCUGGACGGGGGCGCGCUGGAGGCGUGCGGGGAGGCAACCCCCGAUCGUCAACGUCGGGCGCGGCGACGUCGUGUCCGAGGCGUCGCUGCUGGACGCCCUGAGGCCCGGCGGGCCUCUGCGCCGGGCGGUGCUGGACGUGUUCGCCGUGGAGCCCCUGCCGGAGUCCUCCGCGCUCUGGGCCCACCCGCGCGUGCAGAUCUCGCCGCACAUCCCCCCGUGCGUCGCGGCGGUGACGUACCCCGAAGACACGGCCGACCUCUUCGUGGAGAACCUCGCGCUGUGGCUCCAGGGGGCACCGCUGAAGUACGUCGUAGACUUGGACAAGGGCUACUGAUAAAUGUGUCAGGGGAGGAAAAGGUUUCGACCCAGACAUGUUCGCGUCAUGAUGAAAUAUAUCAUGACACGAGCUGUUUGCCAGCUUUCGGC